Molecule: messenger RNA, 2891 nt
Organism: Peromyscus maniculatus bairdii (prairie deer mouse)
Lineage: Eukaryota; Metazoa; Chordata; Mammalia; Rodentia; Cricetidae
Source: RefSeq, a predicted model, not a curated record
GGGGAAAGCUCUUGGAGCCAGUUUGCUUGCUGAUGUGUUGUUUUAAUUCCAAUCUUCGCUGUUUACCUGGCUUUGUCUCAGAACAGAUUAGUGGCCGUCCUGGAAUUCAACCUCUGGGCAAGGUUCUUGACUGCUGCCGAAGCACCACACCACUGAACUCCCUCAAAGGCCACAGCCGGGAAGCAGCUCCCUGAACCUGGGCACUUUUUCUACGAAGUCAUUUUCUUCAGUACAGAUACCUCAGGCAAAAAUAUGGAGCCUCAAAGGCCGAGUUUGAAGCCGGCAGCGGCAUCCUUGUCUUUGGGACAGUAUCACAUUUCUGAGGAGUAUGGCUUUCUUCUUCAGAAUCCUCUGAGAGAUCUGAACGACUGAGCUGUUUUCUAUUUGAAACACAGAAAGAACUUCCUGAUCACUACAGGCCUUGGAUGGAAAUCGCCAACAAGCUCCCUCACUUAAUUGAGAGCCACCAGCUCCAGGCCCAUGUCUACAAGAUGCCCCUCCUGGACUGCAGGUUCCUGAAGGGGCACCGGGAGCGACGCCUGGCGCACCUGGUGCUGGCCGCCAUCACCAUGGGAUUCGUUUGGCAAGAAGGAGAGACCCAACCCCAAAAGGUGCUGCCCAGAAGUCUUGCCAUUCCUUUUGUUGAAGUCUCCAGGAACUUGGGGCUCCCUCCCAUCCUGGUCCACUCUGAUCUGGUGCUGACAAACUGGACCAAAAGGAACCCAGAAGGACCAUGGGAAAUCAGUAACCUGGAAACCAUCGUCUCUUUCCCCGGGGGAGAGAGCCUGCGGGCCUUCAUACUGGUGACGGUUUUGGUGGAGAAGGCAGCGGCGCCUGGCAUUAAGGCCCUGGUUCAGGGAGUGGACGCCGUUCUGCAACACAGCCAGGACACCCUCCUCCAGGCCCUGCAGCAGGUGAGGCUCUCCAUCCAGGACAUCACCAGAACCUUGGCCCAGAUGCAUGAUUAUGUCGACCCAGACAUAUUUUACACAGUCAUCCGGCUCUUCCUCUCUGGGUGGAAGGACAACCCAGCCAUGCCUGUGGGACUGGUCUACGAGGGUGUGGCCACAGAGCCUCUGAGGUACUCCGGAGGAAGCGCAGCCCAGAGCUCUGUGCUUCAGGCCUUUGAUGAGUUCCUGGGCAUUCAGCACUGUAAGGGAAGUGUAGGCUUUCUGCACAGAAUGAGAGACUACAUGCCUCCUUCCCAUAAGGCCUUCCUGGAGGACCUCCAUUCAGCUCCUUCACUGAGGGACCACAUACUGACCUCCGGGGCCGGGUCCUGCCUGAUAGCCUAUAACCAGUGCGUGGAGGCUCUGGUCGAGCUGCGCAGUUACCACAUCAACGUGGUGGCACGAUACAUCAUCUCCGCUGCUGCCAAGGCCAGGAGCAGGAUGCCGAGCCAUCCCUCACCCCAUGCCCCGGAGGACAGGGGCACUGGGGGCACCGCAGUGCUGAGCUUCCUGAAGAGCGUCAGGGAGAAGACCGUGGAGGCCAUCCUUCACCCUUGUGCUUAGCAGUUCACAUCCUGCACCCUUGUGCUUAGCAGUUCACAUCCUGCAUCCUUAUGCUUAGGGCCCGUGGGAGUCAGAGCCAGGACCAGAACUCUGCCUGAACCCAAGCGUACUUUUGCUCCAAGAACACCAUGAUCUUUGUUCCUAAACUGUGGUUCCCAUUCACAGCCCAGCCCCAGCCACUUUGUUUGCUAGAAACCGUUCUGCCCUGCCCAAUCCCCCUGCCUCACUCAUAGCAGAGAACUGAAGCCAUGUCUCCAUUCGGUGGGCAAGUCCUAGACAUCCAAGCUCAAUUGAAAAGGAAUCAAGUUGCCUUUGAGCAUAUCACCUCAUCUUUUCUUCCCCUGGACCUCUUUCCUCCUCCCCUCCCUGUCCCCUCCCUCUCUCAUUCCCCUCUACUGACUCCUUUCUGGUCCUCCCUUGUUUACUCCCCUUUUCUUUCCUCCCUUGAAACAGGAUCAAACUAUGUACCCCAGAUCAGCAUCCAACUAGAACCCGUGAUCCCCCUGCCUCAGCCUUCUGAGGGUAUACAUAUGUGCCAACUGUUACAGGCUCCGUUCACCUCUUUUCUCUUGCCCUCUGGAGAUGGCAUCUAAGGUUGCGCACAUACCGGGCAGCUGCCCCACCGCCGAGCUACGGUCCCACCGCUCUGUGUUUCUGAUUUUGAAAGAAAGUCUUAGGAGUUGCUUGGGCUGGUGCUGAGCUGUUUAGCCCAGGCUAGCCUUAGUGUUUGAGUAGCUGGGAUGUAUAGGAGCGAGUCACUGAGUCAUGCUGCCGCCACCGCCACCAAUAGCGAUGAUGAUGGUUGCCUCCUCUUCCUCCUCCUCUUGGUUUAUUUUUGGCUUUUGGUUUGAGGCAGGGUCUUACUAUGUUCUAGCUCAGGUUGCCUUGGACUCAAGGCAAUCCUCCCAUCUCAGCCUCCCCAGCACCAGGAAGCAGGAACCACUACAGCAGGAAGCUGGCUGUAGUAGAUUCGCUUAUUUCUCUAAGACUCUACUGUACUCCUGUACAGAGACUUGGGAGGGACCUUCUGGGACCCGAGGCAGCCUUCUCCUCCCUGCCCACACUGAAUUCAUCACGGGGGUUAAAUGCUCCAGUGGAGAUAUGUGGUGCUGAGCAAAGAAACCCGAAGUCACCAGCCUGGGGACCUCAGCUACUGAUCUGGAACCGAUGUGUCUUCCCUACUUGGCGUAUUCAUGGCCAAUUCUAUUUUAACUCUCUGCUCUAUUUUUAGGACAAUGUUUUUCUUUUUCCUAGUGACACUGGAAUGUGUAUUUGAAAAAUGUUUUAAUUGACCCUUUGAAAGCAAACGAGCUGCAUAGGAAUAAAUAGUAAGUCCACAUGUUUCGGAUAAAAAUAAAUGUAGCCUUUAUUUUCGAA